UCACCGACAAGCUUCUUGUGUCGUACUUAUUACUAAACAGCAACUUGUCCGCAGGAUCCCUGUCUGAUCUAACUCCACUUUUAUCCCGUAAAUGACAAGAGUGCCCUCACCUUUCAACCCUCAUUCACUUUGCUCUGCACCCCAUUUCAAGAAACUUCGCCUCAUUGAGUGUUAACUUCACCUAUUGCGAUUCUUAAAGAUUCUUCAAGUUUUGGUCUUGAUUUGGGUUGUUGUUGCUGUACUGAUCUGUUUUUCUUUCAAUAGGUAUGUAUCAGCAUCGGUUCCAUUAUCGAAGUUAUGGUGUGUGGAAUUUUGAGUUAGUUGUUCUAAUGAUAUGAUGUGAUGGCAAAUUGAGUUGUUUUCUUAGUGUGCAUUGUGUUGUUCUAUGAGAUGAUCGAGAUGGUUGAUAGUUUCAAUCACUGGUCAUUUGGCCAUUUAAGGCCUUUUUUGAAAAGGGUUUUGAGUUUUGGCAAGGGAGUAGUAAUAAAGGGUCAUUGUAAAUUCUGGAUCUUUCAAUCAUCCAAUGGAGUUGUUGUUGUUGGCUCGUUGUUAUCUUUCCUUUUAGCCAUGGCAUAUGUAUAUGUGAUUCUGUUUCCAAGAUUUCAGCCUGUUAUUAAUAAGACGUAUGAGACUCCCCAUUUCAAUAGUUCUGUAAGUGAGUGCAAUUAUUCUGAGGGAAACUGGAUACAAGAUGAGAGUUACCCUUUAUAUGAUGCAUCUCAGUGUCCUUUCGCUGAGAAUGGAUUUAAUUGCUUGGCUAAUGGGAGAAGAGACAGAGGUUAUACAAAAUGGAGGUGGAAGCCUAAGAAUUGCGAAAUUCCGAGGUUUAAUGCGCGUGAAAUUCUUGAAAAGAUGCGUGGGAAGCGAAUUGUUUUUGUUGGUGAUUCAUUGAGUAGAACACAGUGGGAGUCUUUGAUAUGUAUGCUCAUGACAGGUGUGGAGGACAAGAGAAGUGUUUAUGAAAUCAAUGGGAAUAAAAUCACCAAGCAGAUUAGGUUUUUAGGUGUACGGUUUAGUUCUUUUGACUUGAGAAUUGAUUUCUAUAGAUCAGUUUUUCUGGUGCAGCCUGGUCCAGCACCUAGGCGCGCGCCAAAGAGGGUUAAAUCAACACUGAAGAUCGAUAAGUUGGACGAUAUUCGCAAUGAAUGGAUUGAUUCUGAUAUUCUAAUAUUUAAUUCAGGGCAUUGGUGGACACCGAGUAAACUCUUUGAAAUGGGCUGUUAUUUUCUGGUAGGCGGAUCGCUGAAGCUAGGAAUGCCUAUCACUGCUGCCUUUGAAAGGGCACUGCAUACAUGGGCAUCAUGGCUUAAUACUACCAUAAAUGCAAAUAGAACAAGCGUGUUCUUCCGCACUUUUGAAUCUUCCCAUUGGAGUGGCCGGAACCGCCUUUCUUGCAAAGUGACUUGGCAGCCUUCAUCAAGAACUGGAGGGAGGGAUCGUAGCCCGAUAUCUGACAUCAUAAUCAAGGUUGUGAAGGCAAUGGCAGUUCCCGUAACAGUUUUGCAUGUGACACCCAUGGGUGCAUUCCGGAGUGAUGCUCAUGUUGGCACUUGGAGUGACAAUCCAUCUGUGCCUGAUUGCAGCCACUGGUGCUUACCUGGUGUACCUGAUAUGUGGAACGAGAUUCUCUUGUCAAAUAUGUUGUCCAGGAAUUAAUAGGCCAUUCUUUCCAUAAGCUAGAAAAUGCAACUGUGUAGUGUGUUCCAUAUUCUUCCCUCUUCAAUUGACCCCAUUCAAUUUCCAAACCUUCUACUCAACUACUUUCAGUACAUACGAAGAUCUUCUCUGCUGAGAAGUUGUGUGCAUUUGUCACAAAUAUUGUUUGUUGUGUAGUUCAGGGAUCCAAAAAUUACUUGAUUUGUCUAUUCUAGUUGCACUUGAGUUCACAUGUAAAGGUAAUGAUUUCUUUCCAGCGUUAGCUGAAAUCUGGAAGCUCUUGUCUUCAGAUGCCACCGAGCUGUUGUACAAUAAAAGCGUUCUUGCUAAAA
Molecule: messenger RNA, 1988 nt
Organism: Populus nigra (black poplar)
Lineage: Eukaryota; Viridiplantae; Streptophyta; Magnoliopsida; Malpighiales; Salicaceae
Product: protein trichome berefringence-like 7
Exons: 3
Coding region: 391-1656 (421 amino acids)
Cellular component (GO): Golgi apparatus
Molecular function (GO): O-acetyltransferase activity
Source: RefSeq, a predicted model, not a curated record